AUGAAGAAGUGCGGACUGCACUAUUAUCGUGCGACCGCAGAAUUCAAGAGUGCGGUUGCAAUCAGAAAUAUGCGAUCUGCAGAAGUCCCUCCUGUCAAGCUCAAAUUCAAGAUUGCGGUCGCACUCAGAAAUAUGCGGCGACAUCACCACCCUGCAGCCAAUGGGAAAGCUGAGUCAACAAAUAAAGUUAUUAUUAAUAAUUUAAAAAAGAGAUUAGAAGAGUCAAAAGGCAAAUGGCCCGAAGUAUUACCAGGAGUUUUAUGGGCUUAUCGAACGACAACCAAAACCAGCACAAGAGAGACUCCGUUUUCACUUGUCUAUGGUGAUGAAGUCUUAAUCCCAGUUGAGAUAGGUGAACCAAGUACAAGGUAUAAACAAGCAACCGAGGAGUCAAAUGAGGAAGAGAUGCGAAUGAAUUUGGAUUUACUAGAGGAAAUGAGAGAAGCGAUGCUAAUAAGGAUAGCGGCUCAGAAACAAAUGAUUGAGCGAUACUAUAACAGGAAAGCUAAUAUGAGAUACUUCAAGAUUGGGGACUUCGUUCUCAAAAAAGUAUUUCAAUCAAGGAAAAUUGAGUCCAAAAAAUGGGAAGGCCCCUAUAGGGUUCGAGGCAUCGCUGGAAAGGGAGCAUAUGAGUUGGAAACCAUGGAUGGCAAGAUACUACCAUCAAAUUGGAAUGUUGUUCAUCUGAAGAAGUAUUACUUUUAG
This is a messenger RNA of Nicotiana tabacum (common tobacco), 705 nucleotides long. NCBI's taxonomy places the organism in Eukaryota, Viridiplantae, Streptophyta, Magnoliopsida, Solanales, Solanaceae. The record is from RefSeq and is a predicted model, not a curated record.